Molecule: messenger RNA, 2292 nt
Organism: Spodoptera frugiperda (fall armyworm)
Lineage: Eukaryota; Metazoa; Arthropoda; Insecta; Lepidoptera; Noctuidae
Product: serine/threonine-protein kinase polo-like
Exons: 12
Coding region: 20-1621 (533 amino acids)
Biological process (GO): regulation of cytokinesis; mitotic cell cycle; protein phosphorylation
Cellular component (GO): nucleus; centrosome; cytoplasm
Molecular function (GO): protein serine/threonine kinase activity; ATP binding
Source: RefSeq, a predicted model, not a curated record
AGCACGAGUGGCCAACCUGAUGCCAGCACGAGCGGCUAACGUGAUGCCAGCACGAGCGGCCAACCUGAUGCCAGCACGAGUGGCCAACCUGAUGCCAGCACGAGCGGCUAACGUGAUGCCAGCACGAGCGGCCAACCUGAUGCCGGCACGUGAGGCCAACCUGAUGCCAGCACGUGAGGCCAACCUGAUGCCACCACGUGGGCCCAACGUGUGGCCAGCACGAGCGGCCGACCUGUGGCAAGUACGUGCGCACAUACAUGUGUCACCACGUGUGGCCAACUUGGUGCAAGCACGUAUUAACAACGAGUUAGCAGAACGUGCGGCCACCCUGCGUGCGCGUGCGGCCAAUCGGAUGCAAGCACUUAUGGUGAACCUGCCGCCAGCACCUGCGGUUAACCCGCCGCCAGCACCUGCGGUCAACCCGCCGCCAGCACCUGCGGUCAACCCGCCGCCUCCGCGUAGACCUGCGCCGCUGUAUCUGCCUGCCAAAAGACCAGCAUUUGGCUUAGAGGGAGCGGGAUCAAAACGGAAUAGGACGAGCGACCCGGGCGAAGGCCCUAGCGACAGAUCUAACAGCAGGGUGAGAAAUAGACCAUGGCUGGAUGAAGCAGAGAAAGAUAUUCCGAUCAUUUUGGACGACAACAAAAAUAACUGUAAAUACCAACGGAUACGAUUUAUUGGCAAGGGUGGAUUUGGGAUUUGCUAUAAAAUAAGAGAAAUGGCCACAGACAAAACGUUUGCGGCUAAAGUCAUAGCCAAGAAAAUGUUGACGAAGGUAACACUGAAAAAAGCAUUAAAAAGGGAGAUUGAGAUCCACCGGCCGCUGACCCAUAAACAUGUGGUUGGAUUCCACAAUUCUUUUGAAGAUAUGAAAAAUAUUUACAUAAUCCUCGAAUAUUGUUCAAGCCGGUCAUUGUUGGACCUGCAAAUAAAAAGACACACCCUCACAGUGCCAGAGUGCCGGUACUUCAUUUAUGAAGUACUGCAAGGAGUAUUAUUUUUACACCAAAGAAAAAUUAUACACCGUGACUUAAAACCAGGAAACAUUUUCCUAAACGACCAACUCCAUAUUAAGAUAGGAGACUUCGGGUUGGCUACCAAAUUCAAUGCGAAGGAUGAUAGGACACAAACAUUUUGCGGGACGCCAAAUUACAUGGCCCCAGAAAUGAUGUCGGCCAGGGGACAUUCGUUUAAAGCCGAUAUAUGGAGCAUCGGCUGUAUGUUGUAUACUCUACUUGUUGGCACACCGCCUUUUGACGGCGCCGUGGUCGAGAACACAUAUACGAACAUCAGAUCUUGUUAUUAUAAAAUACCAUUGUCGGUUCACGAGGAAGCAGCGUCUCUCAUAAAAAUGGCGGUCCAGCGAAGUCCGGGGCGAAGACCAUCGGUGGACAAAAUGCUGAAACAUGAGUUUAUUCAUUCCAGCUUCCGACCUAUCUCCCUGCCUAGGUGCUGCUUCUACACUAGCCCCAAAAUCAAUGAACUAGACUUCGUAAAGAUCGACGAGCCACGCAAGAAUAAACCAAAUCCCGGGCCACCAGCCAAAAAAAAUGAGCGUGGCCGAAAAAAAUAUAAAUGUGAUGCAAACUCAACUUACCGCACUACUUGGUGCGGACUUUAAAAAGAUUAAAUGCCGUACUUCUUGCUUACCCGAUGAACUAAGCGAACCCGCGGCGCCGCCGUUGGUGUGGGUGUGCGAAUCGGUUUUGACCCCAGGUGUUGGCUUUGGAUAUACUCUGAGUAACAAAACCUGCGGAAUGCUAUUUGAAAACAACACCAACAUAUAUAUUAAUGACACCGAAAGGAAAGUCUAUUACAUCAACGAACAGGGACUGCAAACAGAGUCGCCGGUAGGUCCUAUGCCAGGAGACCUGCCCUUUCCAUUAAAGUUAAAAGCGGGAUUGAUAUUAACCAAGUACAUGUCUCGUUUAAAAGGUAGACGUGCAAGACCAAAUACAGCGUAUGUAAUAAGGGCUUAUAAAACCUCAGAGGCUACUGUAAUGCUGUUCAGCACGAGAAGCCUUCAAAUGGACUUUAACGACAACACGAAGUUGAUUAUAUGUCCGAAAAGGACAAUUUUGUAUGGAGAAGAAAAUUUAAGAGCAUUCCGCUUCCGCACAAUCAAAGAGCACGGCUGUCCGCAAAGUCUCAGGGACAAGCUGAAAUAUGCCCUAGAGGAACUGAACAAGCUUGCAACUAAACCAGACUAGACACAACAAGUUAGCCCAUCGGGUACAUAUCACUGAAGUAUAUUUAAGUAUACGUCCCCGGCACGAGCUAUGUCCAGAUAUU